AUGGUCAAAAAAGUUCUUCUUAUCAACGGGCCCAACUUGAACUUGCUCGGAACAAGAGAGCCCGAGAAAUACGGCACCACCACCCUAAAAGACAUCGAGAUGGAAGCCCACCAGCAAGUGGCCAAGCACCAAGACGCAGAGUUGUUCACCUACCAGAACAACACAGAGGGGUUCAUCAUCGACCGCAUCCAGGAAGCAAAGCAGCAAGGUGUCGGUUUCAUCAUCAUCAACGCCGGCGCCUACACACAUACCUCGGUUGGAAUCCGAGAUGCCUUGUUGGGCACGGCCAUUCCGUUCAUCGAGGUGCACAUCACCAAUGUCCACCAGAGAGAGCCCUUUAGACACCACCUGUACCUUCUGGACAAGGCCAUUGCUGUCAUUGCCGGUUUGGGCGUCUACGGGUACACUGCUGCCAUCGAAUAUGCAUUGAACUACUGA
Clavispora lusitaniae ATCC 42720 is the source of this 438-nucleotide messenger RNA. It is a transcript of the gene DQD1, whose product is annotated as Dqd1p. Gene Ontology annotation, molecular function: 3-dehydroquinate dehydratase activity. Gene Ontology annotation, biological process: quinate catabolic process. The record is from RefSeq and is a predicted model, not a curated record. NCBI's taxonomy places the organism in Eukaryota, Fungi, Ascomycota, Pichiomycetes, Serinales, Metschnikowiaceae.